CGAUCAUAUUGAUAUCUAUCACAUACUCACUGGCGCAACCAACGCUGAGGUUCCUGCACGGCGUUUCUGAGGCAGUACGUCGAUGGCGAUGGCUUCCUCGAUUCGGCCUUCAAUUGGCCGAAUAUUAAACCCUGCCGCGAGCCAGCACGCCGUAAACCCAUCCUCCUUCCUCGCCUUAUUCUCGAAAGGCACAACUCAAACCUGCCCCUUCUCUACCACCCCGGAGCUGAACGAGCGGCGGCCUCGUCGCGACAACAAUCGACUGCGCGGGCUGAGCAGUCUGUACCGUUCCGGACCGCGAGCUCGGACGAACAUCGAGCCGAGCCAGCUACCCAAGCCCGCGAACUACAAGAAGACGAUCGAGGUAGAUCCGAAUCACGGGCUGUGGGGCUUCUUCUUCAGCAAGGACAAGCUCGUGCCCACGCCCCAAGAGGCAGAGGAGUACGGACGUGCGUGGACUGCCGAGGAGCUGCGGUUCAAGAGCUGGGAGGACCUACAUUCGCUCUGGUGGGUGUGCGUCAAGGAGCAGAAUCGUAUCAUCACGGCUCUUCGGAUGUACAAGACAUUCAGGUUCCUGGAGAAUGAUUAUCUUACGCCUAGGCUGGCUGAGACCAGGAAAACUAUGAAGAGGAUUAGGCACGUGCUGACGGAACGAUACUACCUAUGGGAGGAUGCGAGGGCGCUGGCGAUGUCGGAUCCGGAGAUUGAUUUAGCUAAUACUAGGCACCCUUACGCACCGAGCACAUAUCUCGAGGAAGAAGAUAGUGCCGAGCCGGUAGAAGGUGAAGGCUCGGAAAAGCCAGCUGAACCGUCGGCGGCGGAAGAACAACAACAACAGGAGGGAGCAGAGAAGUCGGCCGUUGAGAAAGUCGAGCCGUCCACGAUCUCGACCAAUGCUCCGGAAGCUCAACAACCCCCGACGAGGAUAUGAGCCGAUUAUACGUACGUAUUGAUACAAAAUAGAAGCUCUGAGAAGUAAGCCUGUAAAUAUGUACAUUAAGCCAAUGACACGCACGAUACCUUCAGAUCCAGGUCACAAUUAUCGUUUGCUAGGUACAUAUCUAGUACUCGUCGCCGGCUGAUGAUUAGCUUGUUGGCUAUUUGCCAUAAAGCUUCCUUUCGAUAUUCCAUAUGUGUUUCUUUGGUCUUCAUCUAAAGAAAUCCAAUCAUGUGACAAUCAAAUGCCCCUCUUUUACAGGGAAAGGCUACAGCAGCUGGAAAUAAUUUAACUCUACCUAGGUAGGUAUGUAUUUGUAUUUUGGGGUAUUUGUUGAGAUGAGAUUAAGGCAAGAUUAAAUUUAUUUAAUGAGCAAUAGUGCAUCCGUAGUGUAAUGGUAGACGGAAGAGUCGUGCUAGGUUAGUUGAUGAUAUCAGAAAGGGGAAAGGAGGGAAAAAGGGGGGUACGUAGCCAAGCGCGGGGUCUUGAAUGAUUGGAGUUAGCUCUCUUUGGGCAGUGGUACCGUUGAAUUUCGAGCUUCAGAACCAUAAACAGAAG
Molecule: messenger RNA, 1495 nt
Organism: Annulohypoxylon truncatum
Lineage: Eukaryota; Fungi; Ascomycota; Sordariomycetes; Xylariales; Hypoxylaceae
Product: MRP-L47-domain-containing protein
Exons: 2
Coding region: 83-931 (282 amino acids)
Biological process (GO): mitochondrial translation
Cellular component (GO): mitochondrial ribosome; mitochondrial large ribosomal subunit
Molecular function (GO): structural constituent of ribosome
Source: RefSeq, a predicted model, not a curated record